CCUAUGGUAUGUAGAAAUGCCUGUGUAACACAAAAUCACAUUGAUGUCAACCAAAUACUAGCCAUCACUGAUCAUUACUGCUUAUUUCAUUAGUCAUAUUUCUCUGACUUACAGUCUAUCAAGCCCAUCAUGCUGACAAUCUUAGCUUUCUUUGUAACUAGUACAGCCUCUGCAAGUGGAGGAUGUCCAGUACAUAACUGGCAUGUUGUCUCAAGAGGAAAGAAUUUCUUUGGGUAUUCCAUCUUCAUUCUCGAUGUUGUAACUUCUUUUGGUAGCGCUUCUGGAAUUUUUUUCUCUUUGAAAAUGUACUGCACACUUCUCUUCAUACCAGUGGUGUCCAGAAGACUACAAUGAUCUGAGCUUGGUGUUGUGGGCACCUCUGACUUGAAGAGGUCUCUUUGGGUUUGGAAAAGAUGCCACAUUGAUAUGUGUAUGUGUGGACAAGAUGUCCGUGGCUUUGUGCAGGGACAAUGCCAGGUGUUCCUUUGGGUGUUAUAAGUGACGAUUAUCCUCCCAAGUCGGCAAAAAUUAUGAAUGUCAGGCUCGUGGAUCGACAAGCAUAUGUGUGAUGGAGACCCACCAAAGUCCACAGGCACACAAAGAGGAAAAUGCACUUCACAAGCAGCCUUUUGCCUCUUCACACAAUUAGCUGCCUUUGCCUCUCCAAAAAAUUUGAAUGCCAUCAUAUCCCUCAGAGUAUCUUCUCUGAGAAAUGCCUCUGCAGCAGUCUCCUUACAGUAGUCUACAGAGCGAAUGUGGGAGCACAAACUGUAGCUUAAUCCACUACGCUGAGCCAACAACUGAUACUGCACACAUUCCUCUAGCUCACAUCUGAUUUGGUGUAUUUUUCCCCAUGUUUUUCUCUGGACAUGGACUGGCACAGAAAACCCAUGUCCAGUUUUUUGCACAGCAAAUAUGCUAUUUCUCUCAUCGAUAGUAACACUCUGCAGAUGACAGGCCUGAGUGAUGUCAUGAGACAAAUCUGAAUGUCUCCUCAAAAGGUGUGUUUUAUAAUUCUUCUUGAGAAGACUAAGAUGGCAAUGGGGACACCUGACAGAUUUCUCAUUAACCUCUGCUGCACCCUGCACUGGUUGUCGUGCAUACAAGUGGUCUUGCUCCGCUGACAGAAUGGCACGAGGCAGUACAGGCUCCGCUGACGGGGUGGCAGAAGGCAGUACAGGCUCCGCUGACGGGGUGGCAGAAGGCAGUACAGGCUCCGCUGACGGAGUGGCACGAGGCAGUACAGGCUCCGCUGACGGGGUGGCAGAAGGCAGUACAGGCUCCGCUGACGGGGUGGCAGAAGGCAGUACAGGCUACGCUGACGGGGUGGCAGAAGGCAGUACAGGCUCCGCUGACGGGGUGGCAGAAGGCAGUACAGGCUCCGCUGACGGAGUGGCACGAGGCAGUACAGGCUCCGCUGACGGGGUGGCAGAAGGCAGUACAGGCUCCGCUGACGGGGUGGCAGAAGGCAGUACAGGCUACGCUGACGGGGUGGCAGAAGGCAGUACAGGCUCCGCUGACGGGGUGGCAGAAGGCAGUACAGGCUCCGCUGACGGAGUGGCACGAGGCAGUACAGGCUCCGCUGACGGGGUGGCAGAAGGCAGUACAGGCUCAGCUGACGGGGUGGCAGAAGGCAGUACAAGCUCCGCUGACGGGGUGGCAGAAGGCAGUACAGGCUCCGCUGACGGGGUGGCAGAAGGCAGUACAGGCUACGCUGACGGGGUGGCAGAAGGCAGUACAGGCUCCGCUGACGGGGUGGCAGAAGGCAGUACAGGCUCCGCUGACGGAGUGGCACGAGGCAGUACAGGCUCCGCUGACGGGGUGGCAGAAGGCAGUACAGGCUCCGCUGACGGGGUGGCAGAAGGCAGUACAGGCUCAGCUGACGGGGUGGCAGAAGGCAGUACAGGCUCCGCUGACGGGGUGGCAGAAGGCAGUACAGGCUCAGCUGACGGAGUGGCACGAGGCAGUACAGGCUCCGCUGACGGGGUGGCAGAAGGCAGUACAGGCUCCGCUGACGGGGUGGCAGAAGGCAGUACAGGCUCAGCUGACGGGGUGGCAGAAGGCAGUACAGGCUCCGCUGACGGGGUGGCAGAAGGCAGUACAGGCUCCGCUGACGGAGUGGCACGAGGCAGUACAGGCUCCGCUGACGGGGUGGCAGAAGGCAGUACAGGCUCCGCUGACGGGGUGGCAGAAGGCAGUACAGGCCCUGACGGGGGCAGAGGCAGUACAGGCUCCGCUGACGGGGUGGCACGAGGCAGUACAGGCUCCGCUGACGGGGUGGCAGAAGGCAGUACAGGCUCCGCUGACGGGGUGGCAGAAGGCAGUACAGGCUCAGCUGACGGGGUGGCAGAAGGCAGUACAGGCUCCGCUGACGGGGUGGCAGAAGGCAGUACAGGCUCCGCUGACGGAGUGGCACGAGGCAGUACAGGCUCCGCUGACGGGGAGGCAGAAGGCAGCUCCGCUGACGGAGUGGCACGAGGCAGUACAGGCUCCGCUGACGAGGUGGCAGAAGGCAGUACAGGCUCCGCUGACGGGGUGGCAGAAGGCAGUACAGGCUCCGCUGACGGGGUGGCAGAAGGCAGUACAGGCUCCGCUGACGGAGUGGCACGAGGCAGUACAGGCUCCGCUGACGGGGUGGCAGAAGGCAGUACAGGCUCCGCUGACGGGGUGGCAGAAGGCAGUACAGGCUCCGCUGACGGGGUGGCAGAAGGCAGUACAGGCUCCGCUGACGGGGUGGCAGAAGGCAGUACAGGCUCCGCUGACGGAGUGGCACGAGGCAGUACAGGCUCCGCUGACGGGGUGGCAGAAGGCAGUACAGGCUCCGCUGACGGGGUGGCAGAAGGCAGUACAGGCUCCGCUGACGGGGUGGCAGAA
Molecule: messenger RNA, 2874 nt
Organism: Carassius auratus (goldfish)
Lineage: Eukaryota; Metazoa; Chordata; Actinopteri; Cypriniformes; Cyprinidae
Exons: 2
Biological process (GO): extracellular matrix organization
Cellular component (GO): extracellular matrix
Source: RefSeq, a predicted model, not a curated record